Messenger RNA from Closterium sp. Naga37s-1, 3342 nucleotides. The record is from the annotation of a GenBank genome assembly. NCBI's taxonomy places the organism in Eukaryota, Viridiplantae, Streptophyta, Zygnematophyceae, Desmidiales, Closteriaceae.
AUGGAAUUGGCGGAACCGACCGAACCAGACGAUGGGGAAGUCGCAAGGGGCCGGGGAGAGGCGGAAGAGGCGCGAGAGGUGGCGCGAGAGGCGGGAGAGGAGCGAGACUUGGAGCGAGAGGCGGUGCGAGAGGCGCGAGAAUCAGCGCGAGAGGCGGCGCGAGAGGCGACGCGAGAGGCGCGAGAGUUGGGGCGAGAAAUACGAGAGGCGCGAGUGGUGGCUCGAGAGUUACGAGAGGCGCGAGAGGCGACGCGAGAGGUGCGGGAGGCGGUUGGAGAGACGCUAGCGGCGGUUACGGAAGGCGGUGCUCGGUCGACACAGGAGCUGCUUAACAUGAUCUACCGUGCCGUGAACCCCGUGAAUCCCGUGAACCUCGUGAACCCCGAAAACGCGGAUGAUGAUGACUCGUCGUUGGACGACCAUGGCGAUAGUGGCGAUGACAGUGAGGAGGAGGAGGACGAGGAGGCUAAUAACGGGGAUAUGGAGGUGAUGGAAGCGAGGGCUGCGAGGGCUGCGAGGGAUGCGGCGAUGGCGGAGGAAGGGGAGAUUGUUAUGACUGACGAGGGUGAUAUGCUCGACGACGAUACAGACGACGAUGAUAUUGACGAGGAUGAUGAUGAUGAUGAUGACUCGGACGACGAUAGCGAGGAUGAGUAUAACGAGUUUGAGGACCCGCACUAUAACGAGCGGAGGAGGUCCGUCCUGAGGGUCGCGUCCGCGAUAGCAGCAGCCCCGGUAGAUGACUGGAGCGCGGUGAAGGGCGCGCAGGUGCACGAGGAGGCCAAGUACCUGGUGGAUAACGCCUGCUCCACAUACUGCCUGCCCUCGGGGGUGUGCCACCACCAGUGCUGCGACACUCUCGUGGCUGGCCCUGGCCCUGUAGCCUCCACAUGUGCCGCACAAAGCUCUCCCCGGGACGAUGCAGCACCAGCACCAGCGUCACCAUCACACUCCCACUCUCCUUCCUCCGCCCCUUCCUCCUCCUCCGCCCCCCCACCGCCCCCACCGUUCUCCCAAGAAAUCAUAUGCACGGUGCAGCGCAUGGUGACGCUCUACAGCACGGCACGGCGGGAGGUGGUGGCCGUGACAUCGCUGCCCUCGGAGCCCUACAGUGUUGAUAGAUUCGGAGACGUGGUGGUGGCAGGGUGCUACGGCACUGUGUGCCUCUACCUCAUCCGAAGAGAGCUUGUCAAGAAGACAGCUGGUUGGACCCAGGACGGCGCUCCAGAGCGCACCACCGCAUCACACCCCGCCCAUCACCAUCACCACCACUACCAACCACAGCAGCCGCUGAGCAGGGGCAAGGGCGCAGCAGGGGCAGCAGCGGCAGAGGAGGAGGAGGAGGAGGAGGAGGAGGAGGAGAGGGUGUGGUUUGAGGCUGCAGGGAUGGUGGGGGGGUUCGAGAGCAGUCUGAUUGGCUCCUCUAUGUGCAAUUCUGUUCGCUUCGGCACCGUUGGGAACUGGGUGCGCAUGCUAGUGGCCCACCAGAACGGUUAUCUCUACCUCUUCACACUGCCGCCGCCCUUCCAGCCAGCCACGGCACGCCACGUGGGGCGAUCUGAUUGGGUUUUUGGAGCCCAGAGCUUGGAAGACGCUCGGCAGAUGGCCCUGGAGGCCCGGUGCCGAACCUCCCAAGGAGGUCUGGAGAACAGCGAGGCUGGGAAGCAGGAAGGGGAAGCAUUGAGGCGUGCGGUUGCUGCUGGCGAUGCUGCUACAGCCGCCUCCGGUGCUGCUACAGCCGCUGUCACGGCUUAUGGUGGGGGCAGUGCAGGGUUGGAUCUGAGCAUGGGUGCUGCAGAGGGGAGCGAAGGCAGAGCAGCUUCAGCCAAGGCUGCCGCAGUGGCGUCGGCAGCAGCAGCAGCUGCGGUGCCGGCACACUACCCUGCGGGGUCGGUGCCUCUGAAUGUGAAGCUCAACCUGCGAGACUUGACCACUGUGGACAUGCCCACCUCUGCCCCGGUGACUAUCCGUUCAGCCCCAGCAGGCGGGUUGGUGCGCACGUCUGCGCGCCUCGUGAACGCCAUCGGCCCCUUCCCCAUGCCGCUCAACUUCGCCCUUGUCUCGCCCAACGGGGAGUGGAUCGCCGUCGUGGGGGACCUUGCUGCUGUGUGUGUGCUGGAUCGAGCAUGUGGGUUCAGAGUGAGUGGCAUGGCCAGCAGGCGGAUUCCAGUGGCCUCUAGGAGCACCAGGGGCGCCGCUCACGGAUGCCAGUACCUGGCUUGGAACCCGUCAUCCUCGUUACUAGCAGUCUCCAGCGACUCGCUUCAAGCCGUGUACGUGUGGGGCGUGUCCCGCUGUGAGCACCCUCUUUCCCCUCCUCCUUUCUCUCCUCUCCCUUCCUCUCCCCGUCUUUCCCCUCCUCCAUUCUCUCCUCCUCCUCUCUGUCCUCUUUCAUCUCUCACCAUCACACCUCUCUCCUUCUCCCGCCCCACUCGUUGUGUCUCUCGUAUGCAGCACCGCCAACCCUCAUCAGAAGCAGAGGAGCAGCGGCAGCAGAGGGAGGUCGCAAGGGCGGAUGGCCGGUGGGUAGUGGCUCUGGAGGGUCUUCCCCCCACCGCUGUGCCUCAUGCUGCUGCUGACGCUGCUGCUCGUGCUGCCGAUGCUGCUGAUGCUGCCACUGCCGCUGCUGCUCGUGCUGCUAAUGCUGCUGAGGCUGCUACUGCCGCUGCUGCUCGUGCUGCUGCUAGUGCUGGUGCUGCUACUGCCGCCGCUGCUCGUGCUGCUGCUGCUGGUGCUGGUGCUGCUCCUGCUGCUUGUGGCACUCCUGCUGCUGCUGGUGCUGCUGCCGCCGCCGCUGGUGCUGCUGCCGCCGCUGCUGGGGCUGUUUCCGCUGCUGCGGGUGCCGCUGAUGCUGUUGCUGGUGCUGGUCGUGCUGCUGGUGCUGCUGCCGCUGCUGCUCCUCCUGCACGUGCGACAGUGCGGGGAGUGGUGGGGGGCGUGGUGGACGCAGCACAGGACCAACUGAGGCGACGUCUGCACCAGCUGGAGCAGCUGUUGCAGCGCCGCAACCAGCCACCUGUCAGCGACGUGGUGGGGCUCGCAGCGUACUUCCAUCCGGGGGUGCUUGUCUCUACCGAAACCACUGUCUUCCAGUAUCCCCGCAUGGGCGCCUGGUCACCCGCCUCUCACCGCCUCUAUCCCAAGCGCUUCAAGGAGGUGGUACGGCUGCUGUUGUUGGGUCACUACUCUACCGGGCAGUGGGACUACAGUGCUGCUGCUGACAGCCACAGCAACCAGGCACAGUCUGACAGCAGGUACCUAUGGCUGCUGCCCCUGGAAGUGUUGCUUCAGAUCAUUGAACAUGCAGCUACACCACUUUCUGUGUGGAUUAGUGAUUCAUAA